This is a messenger RNA of Musa acuminata subsp. malaccensis (wild Malaysian banana), 1713 nucleotides long. Its product is annotated as abscisic stress-ripening protein 5. The record is from RefSeq and is a predicted model, not a curated record. NCBI's taxonomy places the organism in Eukaryota, Viridiplantae, Streptophyta, Magnoliopsida, Zingiberales, Musaceae.
UGGUUGGUUGGACUUUUUUUGCGACGACCACCGACUUGGUAAAAGGCCAGGGAAGCUGCAACGUGGUCGUGCACAGUGGGAGGGACUCGGUCAACACACGAUCUCUAGUUUCCUCGAUCGUGGAGAACAGCGCGGCUAACGCUGCAGUGGAGAGAUGGAGAGGACGUAGGGCUUCGAAGGCCGUGCAGACACCAACGAGCCAACGUGUAGCCAUACGGAUCAUACCUACUUAGAUACGUGGCCAGGAAAAAUAUGCCCGCAUCAAGACAACUGGUCACCGUGUCGACUACUCCACAUCGAUGCUUCCACCUGGAUGAGAUCCCGUUUGUACUUCCCCUAGAGUUUUCUAACAUGACGUCAAAGUGACGAUCAUCCGAGCAUGUGAUAUGGGAUAAAAGACCAAUUGUCUAUUGGACAGACGUCCCUUUCGUGGGAUGCAUUCUCAUCACAAUCAUUCAUCAAACAAUACUCCCCUACCAAGAAUUAGUAUCUACAUUUAAAAAAAAGAAAGCAUCAGUAUCUGCCAGACGCCAUUCUUUAGCUGGAUGUCAGUUUCCAUCAGGUGACACUUUCCAGCCACUGUACAAGGCACAAUUAAGGGUUCCAUUGACCGUAUGAUCUCAUCAAAACUGUUGAGAUUCAAUAUGACAACCAAGAAAAUAUGGUUCCUACAACCACGUAAAUUUAAACUUCUGACUCUCAAAUCGAUAAUAGAAGAAGCUUUAGCUCUCCUAAUCCCCCUCACUAACAUGAGUGUUAAGAGGGUGAUCAUCAAACAACCUCUUAUAUCUCCUUUGUUCUGUUGUUGUCAAUCUUAAAGAAGGGAGCUACACGUACCCUCGGAACCAGGCUGUUCCGUGGCCUCGUCGUGCUUAGGGUUCUUGAGGUGCGGCCGCGUCCUUGAAGAUUCAAUUCCAAACUUCCUUCAACUAUCGGGGUUCUUGAGAUUCAUAUUUUCUCCCUCUAGAUCAUCUACGCUGGUAGUUUAGUUAAUCAUUUUCUCAUAUUCUGAAAUAGUCAACUUGAUCCGUGAUCGCGCCGUGAAAAUAGUUGGCUGCGUUCUCCUAUAAAAUUCUUCACCCCUUCAAAGCAUUCUGUGUUCCUUUUGUGACUAAUGGCUGAGCAGCACCACCAGCACCACCACCACCUCAUCCACCACCACAAGGAGGCGAAUCCCGCCGACGAGGUGGUCUACACCGAGACCGGCUCCACCGGCAAAGACGGGUACACGACUGGUUACGUGAAGACCACCGAGGUGGUCACCAACGACGGCGGCUACGAGUACAGGAAAGAGGAGAAGCAACACAAGCACAGGGAGCACCUCGGCGAGAUGGGCGCCCUCGCCGCCGGUGCCUUCGCGGAGCAUGAGAAGCACAAGGUUGAGAAGGACCCAGAGCACGCUCGUAGGCACAAGAUGGAGGCGGAGAUCGGCAUGGCCAUGGCAGUGGGCAGCGGAGGGUACGCCGCCCACGAGCACCACGAGAGGAAGGAAGCCAAGGAGCAGGCCGAGGAGGCUCAUGGGAAGAAGCACCACCAUUUCUUCUAAGACGGUGGAUUGUUCGGGUUCAUGGUGACCUUCCAAUGUUGGUAAUAAUCGAAGCACAUGGUUCUGGACCGCAUGAAGGCCUUCGUUUGUGUGCGUGUGUUUAAGAUUCACGAAAUUGCUUGAUCAAUAUGAUUGAUAUUAACUAAUAAAGUCUCUGCUUGUGUUUC